UGAUUAGACACAUUAGUAUAUAAGUGAAAUCGGAUGCAUUGUUUGUUAAAAGUAAAUUUAUAUUUACUUAAAAUGAAGGUGUUUUUAGUUUUGGCCUUAUUUUGCGCGAGUAGCCUAGCAGCUACAGUAGAUCUCGAAAGUAACAUCGAGUCUGUAGAGGGCCGCGUGCAAAACAUCUUUAUUGAAUUGAGUGCAUCUGGAGCUGAGAAUGCAGAAGAUGAGAAACUGAUCAAAGCAUUAAAUGCGCAGCCUGGUGCGCGCAAUUUCAUCGAAGACCUAAUUUUGGACGCACUAGAAAACGCCAGAGAUGUGAUUAUUAACGGAAACGCCGUACUGCCUCCUCUAGACCCCUUAACGAUUGAUCAACUUGGACCUUACAGAUAUUCCACUACAGGCGCGCGUGUGUCAGCUGAAGCCAAGAACUUGAGAUUGGAAGGUCUUCGCUGGUUCCUCGUUGAUAGGCUCGUCGUGAACCCCCUGAGACUGACCUUCGGCCUUCACAUUACUGUGCCCCGCUUGGAGUUUAACAGCAGAUACGAAGUCCGUGCCAGAGUUGCUUUGUUGCUUACACACCGAUCUGCUGGUAACAUUCGGGUUUUCUUGAACCGUAUGGAGUUUGGUGUGGACGCACGUUUGGGAACAAACAUCUUCGGAGGCGGCCACCUCGUGUUGAGAUCAUUGAACAUCAAGAUCGAUGUUCACGAUACUCAAAUAAGUAUCACUGGAAUGACAGGCUCCAGUCUCAUUAACGCCGUGAUCAGUAACACCAUUCAAAACAUAUCUCAAAGCGUCAUACAAGACAACUUGGAAAAAAUUAGCCGCAUCCUGAGUGAAGAGUUAUUCGUUAUAAUUAAUGAAAUAUUGAAGGAUUAUAAACUAGCUGAUCUCGGCUGGUAGACUUUUGAUCAUGUAGGUAAUCCGUAAACGUGUCUUCUGUGAUAAAAAGAAAAUAUACCUCCUAUCAUAUACUGAAAAAUGUUGGUAAUAAUAAUAAAUCAAAUUACCUAAA
Molecule: messenger RNA, 1009 nt
Organism: Plutella xylostella (diamondback moth)
Lineage: Eukaryota; Metazoa; Arthropoda; Insecta; Lepidoptera; Plutellidae
Biological process (GO): multicellular organismal reproductive process
Source: RefSeq, a predicted model, not a curated record